CAACGAUUCCUGAGAUUUGUGUUGAAGAUUAUCGAUGCUUUGUUGUUGAAGGAAAAAGGGAAAAAAAAAUUAUCUAAAAAAACGAACACUUUUAAUCUUGUGGUAUGCUGCAACUUUGGUUUUAUCAUCCAAAUGCUUUCAUUAAGGUAUCAUGUCUGAGCAACCCGAUUAUGUUCGUGAAAGCUCCAGCUCAAGUGUAAGUAGCACAAUCCCGGAUAAUGAGGAAGACUUGACUAUUGGAAGCAUAUUAGCAGAAGAAAAUCACAGAGUUGAUAGAAGUCUUGGGAAGCGUUUAUCACAUUUGGAUUCAAUUCCGCACACUCCUCGAGUUAAUGGUGAAAUUCCGGAUGUUGAUAAUGCAACUUUAGAUCAUGAAAGGCUGACAGAAAGGCUUGCCACAUAUGGAUUAGCUGAAUUACAAGUUGAAGGAGAUGGGAAUUGUCAGUUUCGAGCUUUAGCCGAUCAAUUGUUCCGGAAUCCUGACUAUCACAAACAUGUUAGGAAAGCAGUAAUAAAACAGCUAAAGCAUUUCCAGGAAUUUUAUGAAAGCUAUGUUCCAAUGAAUUACAAAAGUUACCUGAAGAAUAUGAAAAGGUCUGGGGAAUGGGGAGAUCAUCUAACAUUACAGGCAGCUGCCGAUCGGGUAACAUUGCUUUUCAAUUUGAAGUUGGUUUUUUGCAUUUUGAUCCUCCCAUCGAAAGCUUUUAAUUCGGUGCCAAGAUUUGCCUGCUUACAUCAUUUAGAGAUACAAUCCUCAUCGAAAUUGUGCCCAAGGAUAAAAAUCCUUCAAGAGAGCUCUGGCUGAGCUUCUGGAGUGAAGUGCACUACAACUCUCUGUAUGGAGCCGAUGAUCUUCCGACUCGGGUAGCUAAGAGAAAGCACUGGCUUUUCUAGGACAGUACAGUUAUUCAUUUACUUACCCCAUACAGUAUAUGUUCAUUUGUGCUGUUGUAUAUUUUUGGCCAAUAUGUGCUUUAAGUCCUGUAGAAAGAAACAUGUUUUAUUGUGUAUGACAUUUUUUUUCUUUUUUACUUUCCGUGAAGGGUAUCGCCUACCUAAGAGAAAGCACUGGCUUUUAUAGGAGGGUAUAGUUACUCGUAUACUUCAUACCGUAUGUGUUCAUUUUGUAUGUACUACCUUUGUAUAUUUUUUGUCCAAUAUGUGGUUAUGUCCUGCAGAAAGAACAUGUUUAUUGUGUGUGACA
This is a messenger RNA of Asparagus officinalis (garden asparagus), 1204 nucleotides long. RefSeq names its product OTU domain-containing protein DDB_G0284757. The coding region runs from base 152 to 805 and encodes 217 amino acids. Gene Ontology annotation, biological process: protein deubiquitination. Gene Ontology annotation, molecular function: cysteine-type deubiquitinase activity. The transcript is spliced from 10 exons. Lineage: Eukaryota; Viridiplantae; Streptophyta; Magnoliopsida; Asparagales; Asparagaceae. The record is from RefSeq and is a predicted model, not a curated record.